UAAUAGAGAAACCCUUUUGCUGUUUAUCCUUAGUUUCUCAGUUGGGGUUUAGUUUUAUUUCCAGAAGAAAUAUAUAUGUAUAUAUAUAUAUAUAUAUAUAUACAGAAAAAAAUGGGAAGAAAUUAUGAGAAUUUGAUGGUAUGGGAAUUAUAGCGACGGCGUCCACUUCUUCUAUUCUACUAUUGUAAUUCUAUGUCACAACAAGACUACCACCAGGCGGCGGCGGCGGCGGCGGCAGCAACCUUCUUCACACCCUUCACGAAUGGCUUUGACAGAUCCUCCACCACCGCCACUGCCUCCCACCAAGACCCUCAACAUCAACACUACAACCACAUAGCCCACCAGAUCCGAAAGGAGAAGCUCCGCCUCCAAGGCUUAGACCCGCCGCCUCCCCAGCCGUCCUUGGUCGGAAUUGAGGAGGAGGAGGACGACCAAUCCGCUGGCGCUGCUGCCCUUCACCACGUCUAUGACUCCACUGGAAUUUUAUCUGAAAUGUUCAAUUUUCCUCAGCCUCAACGGCCUCAAGCUGAGUGGUAUGGCAACCGGCAAGAGAUUAACGCCAGUGACUCGGCGGUGGCCAUGCAGCUUUUUCUGAUGAACACAAACCCUCGCUCACCGCCACCGCCGCCCGUGUCCUCAACCCUCCACAUGCUUCUUCCAAACCCAUCUUCAGGAGGGUCUUUUGGACAAUUCACAUGGGGGGUAGUUCCGGAACAAGAAACAGGAGGAGGAGGAGGAGGAGGAGGAGGAGGAGACUAUUCUUCCUCAAACCCUAACGAAGGCCGUCUUUCUCUGUCAUUAUCCUCGUCCAUAGAAGCUGCAAAAGCGGAGGAAUUGAGAAUGGGUGACAGCGGGUUAGUUUAUCAAAACCAACAUCACCCUCAACAAGUCCAGGUUGGAAUUGGGUCUUCUUCUAAUUCUUCCUUGGGAGUUGUCAACUUGUUGAGAAACUCAAAGUAUGUCAAACCCGCACGAGAAUUACUGGAGGAGUUUUGUAGCGUUGGAAGAGAUCAGCUUAAAAAUAAUAAUAACAAAUUCAAUAAGUCAAAUUUGACCUCCAACUCCAACUCCCAUGGCGGGGACGGCGGCGGAGGAGGAGUCUCGUCCUCGACGUCAAAGGAUCAACCGCAGCCACCGCCACCGCCCGCUUUGUCAGCCGCUGAUAGAAAUGAACAUCAAAGGAGGAAGGUCAAAUUGUUAUCCAUGCUUGAUGAGGUGGAUCGAAGAUACAACCAUUACUGCGAGCAGAUGCAAAUGGUGGUGAAUUCAUUCGACGUCGUGAUGGGGUUCGGGGCAGCGGUGCCAUACACGGUGUUGGCACAGAAUGCGAUGUCGAGGCAUUUCAGAUGUUUGAAGGAUGCCAUAACAGCGCAGCUGAAGCAUAGUUGCGAGAUGUUGGGCGAGAAAGAUGGGAGAGGAGGUGGAGGAGGGUCAGGAAUAACUAAGGGAGAGACUCCAAGGCUUAAGCUGUUGGAGCAAAGGUUGAGGCAGCAACGAGCCUUCCACCAAAUGGGAAUGAUGGAACAAGAAGCUUGGCGUCCCCAACGCGGCUUGCCCGAACGCUCUGUCAACAUCUUGCGUGCCUGGCUCUUCGAGCACUUUCUUCACCCGUACCCUAGUGAUGGUGAUAAGCAUUUGUUGGCGAGACAGACAGGUUUAUCAAGAAAUCAGGUAUCCAACUGGUUUAUUAAUGCCAGGGUUCGGCUGUGGAAACCCAUGGUGGAAGACAUGUAUCAACAAGAAGCCAAACAACAUGAAGAAGAAGAAGAACAAGAUGAUGAUCAUAAUAAUAUUAAUAAUAAUAACAAUACAGAUGAGGACACACAAUCCAAUCCUCCGCCCACUUCCUCCGCCGCACCACCACCACCACCACCCUUCUCAUACUACUACUCCUCCUCCUCCUCCUCCUCCGCAUCCACUGCCGUAACCCAGGCGGCUGUGGCGAACUGCUUUCCGGCCACCCAGUAUGAGUCAGAGCUGCAGGACACGUGUCGGCGUGUCAGCGUUCUCACUGCACCUGAUCAGCAGAUGAGGACCACAAGCGGCUCAGCCAAGUCUGACAUCCCCGGGCCCACCAGACUCAUAAGAUUCGGGACCACAUCGGGUGACGUGUCGCUGACACUAGGUUUACGCCACGCCGGAAAUAUCCCCGACAACAACCCUUCUUUCUCCCUCAGAUCCGAGUUCGGAGGCUGUUAAAUCCCUAAACCUCCAAUUUCAUGUCAUAUAAUUUAAUUUUUAUAUUCAAACACCAUUUUUCUUUUUU
Cucurbita maxima (winter squash) is the source of this 2266-nucleotide messenger RNA. RefSeq names its product BEL1-like homeodomain protein 4. NCBI's taxonomy places the organism in Eukaryota, Viridiplantae, Streptophyta, Magnoliopsida, Cucurbitales, Cucurbitaceae. The transcript is spliced from 4 exons. Bases 193 to 2199 code for a protein of 668 amino acids. Gene Ontology annotation, biological process: regulation of transcription by RNA polymerase II. Gene Ontology annotation, molecular function: RNA polymerase II cis-regulatory region sequence-specific DNA binding; DNA-binding transcription factor activity, RNA polymerase II-specific. The record is from RefSeq and is a predicted model, not a curated record.